AUGGCGACGCGAUCACAUGCUUCCAAGCGCGCUGCGCAAAUUUCAACAAAUACUCGAUCCAAAACGCCCAAGAAACCGGUUCUAGAGAAAGCAAAGAAAACCAUAAAUGCCAAUAAAGAAGACAGAGAUAAUUUACACGAAGAAAAGCCUAUGAAUGUCGAAAAUAUGUUCGAAACGAUUAUGAGCAAGCUGGGUAAAUUAGAUAUUAUUGACGGCCGUAUGAUAUCGAUGGAAUAAGAACUGAAGGAAGUAAUGAAGAAUCUUUAGAAUAUGCAUAUGCUGAAGUUGAAACGCUGAAGAAAGAAAACGCAGAGCCAAAGAAAUCAGACUCGGAGACGAAAGAAAGAUUGGCGAAAGUAGAAGAGCAGAAUUCAGCAUUAAAUAGUCGCGUCAUUGACCUACAAGCAAG
Molecule: messenger RNA, 409 nt
Organism: Paramuricea clavata
Lineage: Eukaryota; Metazoa; Cnidaria; Anthozoa; Malacalcyonacea; Plexauridae
Source: the annotation of a GenBank genome assembly